AUGGUCGAUUUCUCACUUAGAAAAGCUAAGCAUAACUGGAAGCAUAUAUCGUCUCCAUCGAAGGCCAAGAGCCAGCCUUCUUCGCCUACGAAGUUUAAGGCCAAUCCUUAUCAAGACCUCAAAGUAUCAACAGAUUACUCUCAAUUGCCAGAGAUUAACACAAAGGACAGAAACAAGGUGGGUACGUCGAUGCAGAGAAGGUUGUCUGUUCAUAAUCCAAAAUAUGUCCCACCAGUUGUUGACCACGCUGCCAUUCCCCUACCACAGCUAGAUCCAACUGAGUUCUCGGGGUCGAAACCUCACCAACCGGUAUCAAAAGAGGUACCAGCCAGGUCUAAAAGAAGAACUGGCGAUAUCUAUAAUGGUAAAAGUCUUCGACAGAUUUUAAGUGACCCCAAAUUCCAAGCGAAAGUAUUUGUAACUGAUAAUCUUGGCAAUGCAAAUGCUAUUGAAAUUGAUCAGUUCACUUCCAAUCUAAACGAUUUAUCGCUAGAGGUGGCUGAUGAGAUUAAAGACAAUAUUAAUAAGUCUUAUGCUGAAAUCCUACUUGUGAAUAUGGACUUGGAUAGCGCUUCAACAGAGCUCAGACAAUUAAGAUCCACUGUGAAUGAUCUGAAGGAGGUAAUGAAUGAAUUCCAGAUAAUGGCCGAGAAAAGGCUGCAAAUUGACAAGCAAGCAUUGGGUAGAACACAGCCCGAUAAUUCUGGACUUCUUCCUCCGGCAAAAACAUCAAAAAGAAGGGAUCGCACAAGUGUGAUGAUGUUGGAGAAAAUGUGGAAUAAUGAGCUGACAACCCUUUUUAAGUCGGUUGAGGGUGCUCAAAAAUUUAUAUCACUUCUACCUGGAAGACAUAUAUUGAUGGAGUCAAAUGAUUGGUUCGAAAUAAAUGCAGCAACGUUAAAGGCUUCCAGAAAUGUGCAUAUGUUUGUCCUUAAUGAUAUGAUCUUAGUUGCCGCACGGAAUCCAGAUAAGCAACAGCAUGAGUUGGUCGUAUCUCAAUGCAGCCCGCUAAAGGACAUCGGCAUCACCAGGCAAGGUGAAAACAGAUUGGCGAUCAAUUUUGCUAAUAGGAAUCAAGCCUUAUACCAGUCGCGAAAGAAGAAAGAAUAUGAUCGAUUUGUCUCUGUGAUAAGGCGAGCCAAAGAUGAUCUCAAGGAUAUAUUUCAAGCCGAGCAGGAAAACGUUAGGCGUAUAAGAGAUUCUUUCAAUCACUUACAGUCCACUCAGAACACGCCAGGACGCGAUUUUACACUGAGCCCAACGAAAGGUCAUGGGCGGAAUACUAGUUUGGGGAACAUGUCACCAAAGCCUCAGGAUUCUUCUAAUGAGCACAUGUUACUUCAAACGAUUACUGCUUCGAUGCGUUCGAAAUCUCUAUCGAGCGACUCUCGUUCUCUUUCAAGACGUCUACGUCAACUUGACGACGAGAUCGAAGAAUUUGACGUCCUCUUCGCUCGACACGACUUUAAGCAAAGCGUUCAAAAGUUGAAACUUCUGGAUGAAGCUUUUAAGCAAUUCAAUGAUGAGGCAGGAGCCGAAGAGUUGAUAUUGAUAGAUUUUCUUCGCUUGAAAGUAUCACAUAGACGCCAAAACCUGGUUUCUAAACUAUCUCAAGUUAUAUCGACUGAUUUAACGGAUGCAUCUAACCUCAUGUUAGCUGUAGAAACGUUAAUUUCCUUAGAUUAUCCAAAUGAUGCACUUGAACUAUAUUUGCAAAACAGGGGCAGGUACAUUCAAGAUCUGAUUUUACAAAUCGGGGCAUUUGAUAAUCCUACGAAUUAUUUGACCCAGAUUGCUGUCAUUAGAUUUCAAACAUUGAAGAAUGUUGUUUUCAGCGUUCAGCAUCUAUUCAAAAAUGAUGAGCGAGUAUACUCCUCGAUACUUGUGAAUUGGUGCAGUGAACAAGUAGAUAAACAUUUUUCAUUAGUGGAUAAGCAACUGCUUAAUCAUGAGAUGAUAUCACCAGCCUCCAUCAAAUCAUCUCGAAGGCAGAUUGAUGAGCUGAAGGUUGUGGGUAUGGACUUUGUUUACAAAUUGGAUGAUUUUAUAAGCAGAAAUGGUGAAAGAAUUCGGUAA
Messenger RNA from Lachancea fermentati, 2076 nucleotides. The record is from the annotation of a GenBank genome assembly. NCBI's taxonomy places the organism in Eukaryota, Fungi, Ascomycota, Saccharomycetes, Saccharomycetales, Saccharomycetaceae.